UUCAAUUGAUGAUGAUCAUAAUCAUAAUCAUCAUCAUCAUCAUAAUGAUGAAAAUAUUACGAUAAAUAAAAAUACGUCCAAUAUGAAUACGAUCAGUAUAAAUCUAUGGCAACCAUUCAAUAAUAUUUCAACAUCGACAACACCAUCAGGGAUGGUAAUGGAAAACGAUACAACAUCAACAAAAACGCCAAUGACAACAAAAAAUUUUCUAAUUAGUUUUAUUACGAAAAAUUAUCGAUCAAACAAUAAUAAUCAUAAUCAUAAUCAAAAUAAUGAUAUUUCAACGACUAUAAAAGAUAAAAUAUUGAUGAUCGAUAAAAAUAGAUUAAAUAUUGCUCAAAAUUUCAAUAAAUCAUCAUCAUCAUCAAUUAUUGAUAAUGAAACAAUCAUAUCGCCGACAACAACGGAAAUACAUCCGGAAACAACAUUAUCUUCGAAAAAAUUGAUACAAAAAUUAUAUCAUUCAUCAAUUGCUGCAUCGCACAAUCAAGAUGAUCGUCUUAUUAUCAAUCAUGAAUCAUUAUCAUCAUGGAAAACAUCGAAUCUUAACAAUUCAAUGGAAUCAACAUUUCAUAAUAAUGAUGAUAAUAAUGAUGAUUUUAUUGAUUAUGAAUGGUCAACAUGGCAACCAACAACAACAACAACAACAGUUACAAAUGUGAUGAAAAAUGAUAAUAACAAUAAUAAUGAUGAUAGUGAUUGGAGAAAUUUAUUCAAUCAUAGUGGUGAUGAUUUAUGGAAAAAUUAUUGUACAAAUUUAGUGACGGAAACUGAUACGAAUAGAAAUAUCGAUACGAUCGAUGCUGCCGCAUGUUUAUUACGAAUGUCCGAAAAUGUUACAUCAAUACCGAUUAUAUCCGGUUAUACGAAUUUAACGACAACAACAACAACAACAACAAUGAUGAUCAUUAAUAAUAACAAUAAUCAAAUUAAUGAUGAAAUUCUUGAACAUGAACGUGUAUAUUGGGCAUUAAUAUUGAUUAUAUUACCAAUUUUAGCAUUGUUUGGAAAUUUUCUUGUUAUUUCAAGUGUAUAUCGUGAACGUAGUCUACAAACGGUUACAAAUUGGUUUAUUGUAAGUCUUGCAUUUGCCGAUCUAUUUGUUGCAAUACCUAUGCUAUUCUCAACAUAUGUUAUGGUAAGUGUUAAUGUCGAUUGGGAAUUAAGCGAUACAAUAUGCGAUCUUUAUAUUGCAACCGAUGUAAUUUGUAGUACAGCAUCGAUAUUUAAUCUGGUUGCCAUCAGUUUUGAUCGAUAUAUUGCCGUUACACAUCCAAUAUUUUAUUCAAAACAUAAAAAUGAUAAACGUGUUAUAAUUACAAUUAUAUUGGUUUGGAUGGCAUCAUUUGGUGUUGGUUUACCAAUAAUGUUAGGCGCAAAUACAUCACCCGAACGUAUACCCGAAUUAUGUAUAUUUUAUAAUUCAAAUUUUAUUAUUUAUUCAUCAUUAUGGUCAUUUUAUGUACCAUGUUNAAAAUAUAUUGCCGUUACACAUCCAAUAUUUUAUUCAAAACAUAAAAAUGAUAAACGUGUUAUAAUUACAAUUAUAUUGGUUUGGAUGGCAUCAUUUGGUGUUGGUUUACCAAUAAUGUUAGGCGCAAAUACAUCACCCGAACGUAUACCCGAAUUAUGUAUAUUUUAUAAUUCAAAUUUUAUUAUUUAUUCAUCAUUAUGGUCAUUUUAUGUACCAUGUUUGAUGAUGGUUAUAUUAUAUUAUAAAAUUUUCAAAGCAAUACAUGAUCGUGCACGUAAAAAAAUGGAUCAUAUUAGUAGUUGUUCAGGUGGUGGUGGUGGUCGUACAAAUAGUGGUAAUGAUACAACUUCGAAUCAAAAGAAAACAAUGUCAGGAAAUAAUCAAAAUGUUCAUAAUAAAAAUGCUACUGCUGCUGCUGCUGCUGGUUUAACAGCAACAUCAGCAACAAUAACAACAGCCACCAUCAAUAAUAGCAAUAAAACAAUGUUAUCAAUGAUGAAUCAAACGAAUAAAGCAAAAAAUAUUCUUGGUAUUGAAUCGACAAAAACAUUAGAAUCAAUAACAUUAAGUAAACAAUUACAGAUUCCAUCAUCAACAACGACAACAACAACAUUAAAAUCAGAUACAAAAUUACAACAACAACAACCAUCACAUUUACAAAUUAAUAUGGCAAAUCAAGAUUUAAAUUUUGAUAAUAAAAAAUAUAAUCAACAUUCAUUAAAUAAAUCAUCAUCAUCAACAACAAAUACAACAACAAUGACAACAACAAUAUCAACAAUACCAAUAAUGACAAAUAAAGAUAGAAUUCAAAUUAAUAUUGAUGAUGGUAAUGAUCAUGAAAAAUUAGUUGAUCCAUCAUCAAUAACUAUCAAUGGAAAAAAUUUUGAUGGUGAUAUUGAUGGAAAAACUGAUAUCAUUGGUACAACAACCGGUGAUGGUAGUGGUGGUAGUAGUAGCGGUGGUGGUGUUAAUACUAUCAAUACCGGUGGUGAUAUCCCGACAGAUAAUAAUGCAAAAAAUAGCAGUAAUAUUGAUGAUGAUUAUUCAACAAAGAAAAAAUCACGUUUUAAUCUUGGUCGAAAACAUAAAUCAAGCCGUAAAAAAAGAGAAAAAGUAUCAGCUCGUCGUGAACGUAAAGCAACAAAAACAUUGGCCAUUGUUUUAGGUGUUUUUCUACUUUGUUGGACACCAUUUUUCAGCUGUAAUAUUUUGGAUGCAAUCUGUAUAAAAUUACAGGAAAAUCAUUUUACACAAUCAGAUUGUCGUCCUGGUAUGACUGCAUUUCUAUUGACCACAUGGAUUGGUUAUAUGAAUAGCUGCGCCAAUCCACUUAUCUAUACUAUUUUCAAUACAGAAUUUCGAAAAGCAUUUCGUAAAAUAUUAUGUAAUUCAUAGCCUGUAGCCAGUAUUAUGGUUUUGGUGGUUUCUUUUUUUUGCCAAAAAAAAAGAAUAAGAAGAAGAAGUCAACAUGAUCAUUAUUCAAAAAUGAAAAUUAAAAUGAAAAUGAAAAG
Messenger RNA from Dermatophagoides pteronyssinus (European house dust mite), 2985 nucleotides. RefSeq lists its product as uncharacterized. The record is from RefSeq and is a predicted model, not a curated record. Gene Ontology annotation, molecular function: G protein-coupled receptor activity; dopamine neurotransmitter receptor activity, coupled via Gi/Go. Gene Ontology annotation, biological process: G protein-coupled receptor signaling pathway. Gene Ontology annotation, cellular component: plasma membrane. Lineage: Eukaryota; Metazoa; Arthropoda; Arachnida; Sarcoptiformes; Pyroglyphidae.